UCCUGCUUUCACAGGAGGCAUCAGCACCGGCAGAGGUAGAAGAUAAGUGAACCAGAGUUAGUGUUGUAGUCAGUCUACCUCCCAUAGUGACCAUGAGAGUCCUCCUACUGAUCUGCAUGCCAGCAGUUCUGCUUGCUCAGGCCCAGUACCAGGACCAGGACCAGGGCCAGGGUAGCUUCUUGGAGUCCUAUGAUUAUUAUUCACCAGAACCUCAAAAUAGGGACCCUUUUCCGGGAUCCUCCUACCAGCAGCAGGUCCAAAUCGAGCCUGCUGUCGUUCAGCAAAAGCUAGAUCCGGUCUUUGAGACGGAGCCAACUGAGCCUGGACCUCUUGACUGCAGAGAGGAGCAGUAUCCCUGCACCAGACUCUACUCGGUGCACAAACCAUGCAAGCAGUGUCUGAACAGCCUUUGCUUCUACAGUUUGCGACGGGUUUAUGUAAUCAACAAGGAGAUCUGCAUGAGGACCGUGUGCGCACAUGAGGAGCUACUCAGAGCGGAUCUGUGUCGUGAUCAGUUCUCUCGCUGCGGUGUGAUGGCGCUUAGCGGUCAGUGUGCAUCGAUUGGAGGAAGCUGUGGCAAAAGCUGCGGAGGCUGCUGAUCUGGAUCAGGAAUGCUGCCUGCUGGGAUACUGACUCUCCUCAUUCAUCCGGAUGACUCCAUCCUUUUGUGCGAAAAGCACUUUUAAUAUUUUUGUUUUUCUUUUUGUUUUUUUUAUAGAGGUCUGUCCAGUAGGUCCUGUUUUUACCAUAAGGGAUCAUCAAUAACACUGACGAUUAUCUGAGUCACUGGUGCUAUAACUUUUAGAGGUGCACAUAAAACCAUGAAAAUCCCUUUAAUUCUUAUUUUUUCUGUUUUUAUGUUGUGCCAUAAUAAUCCCAUUUUUUUUUUUGUUUGUUGAAAUAUUCUUGUACUUUUGUUGAAAAGCAGUCAUCAUUAAGAUGAUCAGAGCUCUGAUAGCAUACAGGACUCAUAAGCGGGCAGCGGCUGAGCCUCUCAGCUGAAGAUCAGGAGGCAUGUGGAGAAACAUGAGCUCAGCAUCACAACAGCAAUCAGUGGUUUAAAGGGGCAUCCCACCACCACCUCUGUACUACUGCUUGGUUAAAGUGUCACUAUA
Cyprinodon variegatus (sheepshead minnow) is the source of this 1115-nucleotide messenger RNA. RefSeq names its product microfibrillar associated protein 2 (gene mfap2). Gene Ontology annotation, cellular component: microfibril. Gene Ontology annotation, biological process: embryonic eye morphogenesis. The record is from RefSeq and is a predicted model, not a curated record. Bases 93 to 599 code for a protein of 168 amino acids. Lineage: Eukaryota; Metazoa; Chordata; Actinopteri; Cyprinodontiformes; Cyprinodontidae. The transcript is spliced from 9 exons.